GUGCGCCGCUUUGGCGAUCUGUGUCAGUCAGGAGACAGCCGUGGGCCCCCCGAGCUUAAGAGGGCGGGGGCAGGAUGGACGCGGCUACUCUCACUUAUGAUACUCUCAGGUUUGAGUAUGAAGAUUUCCCAGAAACCAAAGAGCCUGUUUGGAUCCUGGGAAGAAAAUACAACGCACUCACAGAGAAAGAGGAUAUUUUGUUGGAUGUGACUUCUCGUCUUUGGUUUACAUAUAGAAAAGGGUUUCCAGCCAUUGGGGGAACAGGUCCGACAUCUGACACUGGUUGGGGUUGUAUGCUAAGAUGUGGCCAGAUGAUUUUUGCCCAGGCUUUGGUUGGCAGGCACUUAAGCAGAGAUUGGAGGUGGAUGAAAGGGAAGAAACAAACAGACAACUAUUACAAUGUUCUCAAUGCUUUCAUUGAUAAAAAGGACAGUUACUACUCAAUCCACCAAAUAGCCCAGAUGGGAGUUGGAGAAGGCAAAUCCAUAGGCCAAUGGUAUGGACCAAAUACAGUUGCACAAGUACUUAAAAAACUUGCCACAUUUGAUAUGUGGAGUUCUUUGGCAGUACACAUAGCCAUGGACAAUACUGUUGUGAUAGAGGAAAUAAGAAGGUUAUGCAAGCCCAACUGUCCAUGCUCUGGAGCCUCAGCAUUUCCUUCUGCAGAAUCAGAUUUUCUUUCCAAUGGUUAUCCAGAUGGAGAUGUAUCUACAGACAGUUUAUUGCUUUGGAAGCCACUAGUGCUGCUGAUACCUCUUCGCCUUGGUCUCACAGACAUCAACGAAGCCUAUAUUGAAACACUAAAGCGUUGUUUUAUGAUGCCUCAGUCCUUAGGUGUGAUUGGAGGAAAACCCAAUAGUGCUCAUUAUUUCAUUGGAUAUGUUGGUGAAGAACUAAUCUAUCUUGACCCACACACUACUCAGCCUGCAGUGGAUCCUGUAGACAGUUGCCACAUCUCUGAUGAAAGUUUUCAUUGCCAGCAUCCGCCUUGCAGAAUGAGCAUUGCAGAGUUGGAUCCUUCUAUUGCAGUAGGAUUCUUCUGCAAAAAAGAAGAAGACUUCAGUGACUGGUGCCAGCAAAUCAAGAAGUUGUCACUGAUUAGAGGAGCCCUUCCCAUGUUUGAGCUAAUAGAACAUCAGCCUUCACACUUCUCUAGUCCUGAUGUCUUGAAUCUCACUCCAGAUUCUUCUGAUGCAGAUAGAUUGGAAAGAUUCUUUGAUUCAGAGGAUGAAGAUUUUGAAAUAUUAUCACUCUAACAAAAGAAACUACAAUAACUGCCAAUUUGGGUUGAGGGGGGAGGGGAGCUCCUUGGAGAGCCUCGGGCUACCAGCUUUCAUAGGUGCUUGUUGACAUCCUUGCCUCCCAUUUACCCCAGCAUUCUGUGCAACCUUGGAGCAGAGUGGAUUUUUGCAGUGGGAUCAAGAAAACGGGUCGUCAUUAAGGCCUUAAUAGCUUUAGUUACUUUCUCAGUGCAAGGAUAUCCAUGGGAACAGGAUGCAAAGUUUCCUAGGAGCUGGAAAUUAUUUUCAUAGGAACAGGAACAGGCACAAAGGCUUGACUAUAAUAGUAAAAGCCCUUCGGAGUGUUUGGCUUAAGUCUCUCUAUUAUUAGGGGGUCUUAUUACUUCUGUUCCCAUUUUUAUAGUGUGAAAUGAAAACCAGCAUAACAGCUGUGAGACAUGUCUCUGCAUUAUGUCUCCCUAACUAGCCGGCCAUAUUCUGAAUUAUUUGGGGCCACAAACUCUCUCAAGAUUGACUGCACCAAAUAUUCCAACUUGUACUUUAGAUUUUCUCCAAUACAGUGCUUCCAUACUUUUGGUUUCAAAGUUGCAAUUUAUUUUUAAAAAUAUAAUGGUCUGCAUUCUAGCAAUCACAAGAGCAUAUCAUACGGAACAUGUUAAAAUAUGUUCUAAAGAUGACAGGAGAAUAUCACUAUAUAAUAAUAUGGAAGGCUCUCUGUUACUCACUUGACUCUUCUAUAGUAUCCACAAACAGAAUGGUGUUAUUCAGAUUUUGCUUCGUUAUAGCUAAUUUUUAUUUGGACAUUUUUCUAUUUUGUAUUAAAAAUAUGGCUGCUAUUUAAUAAAAUGAGGUGAAAACAUCCAUUAGCUCACGAAUCAAAAGUACUUCUGAUUCCUCCUUUUAAUAAAGUUUAGACUGUACUUGAACACAAAUCUUGCGUUAACAGCUAUUUUAAAAUCACAAUUUUAGGCCAAAGGUGUGCUCAUCUCCCCAUUUUUGAAAGUACUACACAAGUCUAUUUAUAUUUUGUGUCUUUAUUUGUUUUUCAUUUGUUUUGGUUCUUAAUAUGAAAUUCUAAAGGAACUUAAAGCAAAUUCUGCGUCCCUCAGAUGAUUAGCUUUCUGGCCAGGAUUUCCAGCCUAUUAUAUUCCAAAAUAGCAGAAGAGCUCCUCUGUUUCUAAAAGAUAGGAAUGGCUGGCAAGAACCCUCAGUUCCAAGCAUUAGCUCAAUCAAUGGAUGUUGCAGUGGCAAAUAUGUUUACAAAGCAUUCUUGCCUGCAUUUAUAAGCAGAACUGUCAAACUACAGAUGGUACUAUAGCCAUCUAUAAAGUAAUUGCAUACGGUAGGUCCAGUUGCCUAUUUAGUUACUAGAAAUCAAAUUCGAACCAUGUUGCUUAUUUGUCAUUGUUAUAGCUUGCUGUGCUUCUUCUUUUGGAAGAAGAGCAUAGUCGGAUUGUGUUUCAUUCAUCAACUGCUUUCAAUUUGUAUCUGAAUAAAACAAAUUUAAAAAGG
Messenger RNA from Thamnophis sirtalis, 2753 nucleotides. It is a transcript of the gene ATG4B, whose product is annotated as autophagy related 4B cysteine peptidase. Gene Ontology annotation, biological process: piecemeal microautophagy of the nucleus; protein delipidation; protein processing. Gene Ontology annotation, molecular function: cysteine-type endopeptidase activity; protein-phosphatidylethanolamide deconjugating activity. The record is from RefSeq and is a predicted model, not a curated record. Gene Ontology annotation, cellular component: cytoplasm. Lineage: Eukaryota; Metazoa; Chordata; Lepidosauria; Squamata; Natricidae.